This is a messenger RNA of Erpetoichthys calabaricus (reedfish), 1615 nucleotides long. It is a transcript of the gene crym, whose product is annotated as crystallin, mu. Bases 375 to 1304 code for a protein of 309 amino acids. Gene Ontology annotation, biological process: thyroid hormone metabolic process. Gene Ontology annotation, molecular function: thyroid hormone binding. The record is from RefSeq and is a predicted model, not a curated record. NCBI's taxonomy places the organism in Eukaryota, Metazoa, Chordata, Cladistia, Polypteriformes, Polypteridae. Gene Ontology annotation, cellular component: cytoplasm. The transcript is spliced from 9 exons.
UUUUCUGAUUUUUACUGGCUGACUUGGAUAAAAUGAAAGACGAGCAUUCUCCGUUUUAGCAAGCACGGACGUUUAUUUCACAAUGCCCUGAAAAAACGUCAAGAGGAUUAAAAGUUUGCGGACGGUUGCCUUUUAUUUGUUAUUUAUCUGUUUUUUGCCGCCAGCACUCAGGGAUUCCGUGUUUUAACUUUAAUACAAGAGCACCGCGGUCAAUAUUUGUCUAAGGAGUCGUCUCGCGUGGUCUACGUGUUAAUAGAAAAGCGAAGCGAAACGAGAACAAGCGCAGACGAGGGAAGAUCGAGAGGUUGAGAAGCGAUCAAGAGCGCUGAAGAAGGAGAGAGCUCGAGAUCUGGACGGAACCAGGUGGCGGCGACAUGGCUGUUUCUCCAGUAAUCCUCGGCCCCAGUGAGGUCUCCGCUCUUCUGCGAAGUGAGGACCUGAUCCCUCGCCUAGAGGAGGCACUUGUGAGGUUUUCCGCAGGGAGCAUAACUCAACCUCUGAGGACCAUCAUCCCGCUGGAAAAGCACAAUGGAUUCUUUCUAGCCAUGCCUGCCUACAGCCCCCAUGACGAUGUACUAGCAACAAAACUUCUGACCUUCUAUCAACGAGAGCCAUCAUCAAGCCAUCCAAACCACAUGUCCAGCAUACUCCUCUUUGAUCCAGCAUGUGGCUCCCUACAAGCUGUCCUGGAUGGUAACGUGAUAACAGUUAGAAGAACGGCAGCAGUUUCUGCCAUUGCCACAAAGUUUCUGAAGCCACCCCAAGCAGACAUUCUGUGCAUCCUCGGGUCUGGACAGCAAGCAGUCGGCCACUAUGAGGUCUUCAUGGAGAUGUUUUCGUUUAAAGAGGUCAGGGUCUGGAGCAGGACCAAGACAAACACAGAGAAGUUUGCAAGGACCGUCAGAGGGCCUGUCCGUGUGUGUGACUCAGUGAAGGAGGCGGUCCAAGGAGCUGAUGUUAUCGUCACUGUCACCAGAUCGAUGGAGCCUGUGCUGUUCGGUGAAUGGGUGAAGCCAGGGGCGCACAUCAAUGCAGUGGGAGCGUGCCGUCCAGACUGGAGAGAAAUGGACGACGAGCUGAUGAAGAAAGCUGUGGUGUACGUGGACAGCCGAGAAGCUGCACUGAAGGAGUCCGGUGAUGUCAUUCUAUCUGGGGCAGAGAUAUUCUCUGAGUUGGGGGACGUGGUGAAUGGGACGAAACCUGCCCUGUCUGAAAGGACGUCUGUGUUCAAAUCCCUGGGUAUGGGAAUCCAGGAUGCUGUGUCUGCCAAGCUGGUGUUUGACCACUGGAAAGCUCGUCCCUGAACAAGUCCAGCUCUCAUCUGGUCCUUAGUCCAAUGAAGGCUGGUGAUGAUGCGCAGAUUAGAUUGGAACACAAAAGCUUCAUUUUUUUUGCAACUCCAAGCAACUCUGAGAACUAUGACUAUCACGUGCAUUAGAGAAUGAUUUAUGCACCAUAAAACUUUACUGUGAUUAAAUCACAAGGCGUUCACUUCCACAAGCUGGCUCACAUUGAGGCAAUGCCAGGAAUACGGGCCUUUAAAUGUUUAGAAGGAAAUUUGUGUCCUGGACGGAAUACUACUUGAGUGAUUAAAGAGCACACGCACACACUAAAA